Messenger RNA from Nicotiana attenuata, 2039 nucleotides. Its product is annotated as GATA transcription factor 8-like. Bases 630 to 1661 code for a protein of 343 amino acids. Gene Ontology annotation, cellular component: nucleus. Gene Ontology annotation, molecular function: sequence-specific DNA binding; zinc ion binding. The record is from RefSeq and is a predicted model, not a curated record. NCBI's taxonomy places the organism in Eukaryota, Viridiplantae, Streptophyta, Magnoliopsida, Solanales, Solanaceae. The transcript has 3 exons. Gene Ontology annotation, biological process: positive regulation of DNA-templated transcription.
CAUUCAUAGCCAAACUAUAAGCUAUUAGAGUCAUAUAGAGUCAGAAAAAAGUUCUUUUUUUUUGCUUUUGUCUUCUUUAAUGUACAUUCACAGCCAGCUAUAGUUCUUACACUACUUCUUUUCAAGUGGGUGUUGUAAAGUUUUUGUCUUUUUUUACUUCAUUUGAAUUCUUCAUAGUUUCCUUGGGACUUGAGCCAAUCCAAAAUAGUACUACUACUACUAAUUCCAGUUAUUCUCAGUUUUGGGCCGGAGGUUUUAGGGUUUAAGCGUUAGUUCUGUUUUUGGUGUUUUUUUCUUUUCACUUUUCAUGUAUUUGGUGCUUUUAAGGUGUUAGGCUCUAUAAUUUUUUUGGACCUUCAGUUACAUUUUCUGAAAACAGAGAAAAUGUUUUGAGUCUUUUUCGCUUCAAAUUAACCAACAAAACUUGGUUUUAUAGAGAUGUCUAGGCAUAAAGAUUGAAAUUUUACUCCAACUUUUUGCUGUUUUGCAUUGUUUUUAUACUUUUCUGAACAAUUUUGGAAUACAAUUGCGGAGGAAUUUUCUGAGAAAUUUUGGAGCUUUUUCUGCAUAUUGGGUCUAUAAGUUCUUGCAUUUUUAAGAUAAAGUAGGAAAAAGAAAGAGUAUAAUAAAUGGCGUCAAAUUUGGUGGAUGAGAUAGACUGUGGUAGCUUCUUUGACCACAUUGAUGAUUUGAUUGAUUUCCCUCUAGAGAAUGAAACUGCUGGCCUUAAUUCUACUGAUUGCAAAGAUUUUCCCAGCAUUUGGAAUGAUCCAUUGCCGGAUUCCGACUCCCUUUUCUCCGGCAGCCACCGGAAUUCAGCCUCUGACUUCUCCGCCGAGCUCUCUGUUCCGUAUGAGGAUAUUGUUCAGCUUGAAUGGCUUUCAACAUUUGUGGAGGAUUCCUUUUCGGGCGGAGGAUUGACUCUCGGGAAAGAAACCUUUCCUCUUAACAAAGAGACAUCCGAAGCCAAAUUCCAGACUUCGAGUCCUGUCUCCGUGCUUGAGAGCAGCAGCAGUAGCUCUUCCUCUUCUUGUUCAGUUGAAAAAACUGUUCCACUGAGUAGUCCAUGCCACCGGGGUCCACAACGUGCUCGUAGCAAGCGUCCUCGCCCUGCAACGUUUAAUCCCGCACCAGUAAUUCAACUUAUCUCUCCAACAUCAUCCUUUACUGAGAUUCCCCACCCAUUUGUUGCUCAAGGAAUUGCUUCAGAAUCAGAAAAUUUCGCGGAGUCUCCUAUGAAGAAGAUUCUGAAACCUGCUGUAGCAGAACAGAAGAAGAAAAAGAAACUCAAGUUGUCGUUUCCUUCAGCUCGGGUCGAGGCAAAUCAGAAUCCAGUGGCACAGACAAUUAGGAAAUGCCAGCAUUGCGAGAUAACAAAGACUCCUCAAUGGAGGGCAGGUCCAAUGGGACCAAAAACUCUGUGCAACGCGUGUGGUGUUCGUUACAAGUCAGGACGACUCUUCCCUGAAUACCGGCCUGCUGCAAGUCCCACAUUUGUUCCAUCAAUUCACUCAAACUCUCACAAGAAAGUUAUUGAAAUGAGAACCAAGGUUGUCCCGGACAACAAUGCCAACAUAGCCAGGACCGCGCCACCAGCAACAGUCACCCAACCGGAGUUCAACCCGAGUAACAAAGAGUCAGUGGAGGAAGAGAACAAGUGAACGAAAGAAGCAGAGAACAGUUUCCCUAGUCCAUAGUCUUUUAGUCAUCUCUCUUCCUUCUAAUUUCAAUGCUUAGUGUUAUUUGUGUAUUAUUUUCUUGCAUUUCUUUGUUCAUUGUUGUUUGUAUAGAGUUGUAUUGAGUAGAUAGAGAAGAAAUAGAAGAUUAUAUUUUAGGUGGUAGAGAUAAAAGUUGUGAUGAGAUGAGAGGAUAUGAGAGCAAAUAUGGAGAUUAGAUUUAAGGGCUAAGCAUUAGUGUAAGUUUCUUUUAAAGUUAAAUUAGGUUUGGGGUCAGUGUUGGUCUUUUUGUUAGAUGUUAAUGCCUUGUUUUCUUUGUCCUUUAAAUGGGAAUUCUUUUGCAGUUCAUUCGUUAUUAGGCAA